CUAGUCCGCAAGUGUUGGUAAACAUUGCAAGAAAUGGCAGCUGUGAAGCUCGACGAGGCGCAAUUCUGGCAGUCCAUAGAAAUAUUAAUAAAAAACUAUCAUGCGUUGAAUAAAAAAAUAUUCGAUGUGCUUAUAACACAGGUGCAAAAGCUGCAGCAGGGUAAACUAUAUGAAUCUACGGAGGCUGAGCUGGAGCAGCAGCUGCAAACUAAUGCUAAUGAAAGAACAUGUGAGGGUUUUAGGAUUGGCUACAAGAUGCUGACCAAAAAGUUGGCCACAAAUAUUUUGGCCAAUGGAACAGUGGAUUUUGGCAAGCAAAGCUAUGAAUGCCAUUUCCUGGGGGAUGCCGGUUUUGAUGAUUUCUCCGUCAAUUUAAUUGGUGACCAGCUGGAAGCGGUUACGCUGCCGCAUCGACUGGAAUUGGAGAUCGGCGAGCAAAGCUCUCGCUGGGUGCAGUUUGUGCUAAAGCCUAAGCUAUACAACUGGUCGCAGAGCAAGCGGGACGAAAGCGCACAGAAAUCGUUGCGUUUAUUGGAUGUGGAAAUGUACAGCGAACUGUACAAAAAACUCAAGCAAAAGCACGCGCAGCGUCUGCUGCAGUGCUGGCAAACGGCAAACGAAUCGACAGAUCCGUUAAAGUUUAUAUACGAGGAUUUAGCCAUUGCCGCAUACCUAAUCACUCUGUGGAACUGCACACAGUCGCAGCCUACAGCAUUUGCUGACUUGGGCUGUGGCAAUGGGCUGCUCGUCCAUGUGCUCAAUGCGGAGGGGUACAAGGGAUACGGCUACGAUGUGCGCAGGCGUAAACUGUGGUCACUUUAUCCGGCGCAAACGAAUGCGAGUCUCAUUGAGCAAACUGUGGAACCAAAUAGCUUUUCUUUGGAUUAUCCGGACAUUGACUGGCUAAUAGGCAAUCAUUCCGAUGAGCUGUCACCCUGGUUGCCAGUGUUGGCAGCGCGCCUGAAAACCAGUUAUUUUUUGCUGCCGUGCUGUCCGUUUGAGCUGUCCGGCGCCAAGUUUCAGCGGCGCAACACUAGCAUCAGCGCUUAUCAGGAUUUUCUGAUAUAUGCACGACAAAUUUCGGAUAAGUGUGGCUUUGAAACGCUGCAGGAUCGGCUGAAGAUACCAAGCACCAAACGCUUAGCUUUAAUUGGCUUAAGGCACACAGUAAAAGUGACCCAGUGCCUGGAACAUUUUGUGCAGCAAGAGCUGCAAAAGCAUAAAGCGAGCGUGGAAAGCGCGGCGAAUUCAGUAAAGCUGCGCGAGAAAGCAGAGAGCGUGAGAAAUUGCACGCAAGUGGAAAAGAGCAUAAUUGACGCGUUAGUUUUGAAAAUCUUUUGCAUGUUGUUGCCCAAUACAAAUACAUAUAUGAAUAACGAUUGGCUGCCAGGACAACAGUUGACAAUGCGUGACAUAGCUCAGGGCCUCACCAAAGCAGAGCUUAGCGGCAUCAAGUCCGAGUGCGGCGGUAUUAAAACACUGCUGCGAAAUAAGCACGAAGUCUUUGAGUUUUGCGGCGAAGAUCGUAUUGGCAUACGUAAGCCCAAAGCUAAUGCGGCGGCGACUGAAAGCACCGCAAAACAGGUAACGACUAAGAAACGACCCUGUUUCUUUAAGCUACACCAUCCUCAGGGCUGUCCGUUAAAAGGUAGCGACUGCUCCUUUAUACAUUAAUUGUAAAUCUUCGUCAUUAAAAUCAAAUUUAAAAAAUCAUA
Molecule: messenger RNA, 1715 nt
Organism: Drosophila montana
Lineage: Eukaryota; Metazoa; Arthropoda; Insecta; Diptera; Drosophilidae
Product: probable tRNA (uracil-O(2)-)-methyltransferase
Exons: 2
Coding region: 34-1674 (546 amino acids)
Biological process (GO): tRNA methylation
Molecular function (GO): tRNA (uridine) methyltransferase activity
Source: RefSeq, a predicted model, not a curated record